AUGAGCGACGACGGCAUCAUGGCCUCCCCUGUGGUGGAGCCGCCCAAGCGGGAGCAAAAUUUUCUAGUGAGGGUAGGGAUGGACGCCUGGACGCAGCCGUUCGCGGUUGCCCACAAGGUCAGGUUGGUGCACAUCCUCAAGAAUCUCCACACCUCGGAGGUCAAAAUCUACUCAGACGCGUCCAAGGAGUUCAUAGGACUACUGGAUGGUGAGUCCGGCGGGGAGGUGCUACAGGAGUACGUGCAGCAGUCGCCGCAGCUCAGGGAGCUGAUCGAGGCGUGGUGGCUCCACCGAGAGAAGCCAGGGAUGGCGUACAUACUUUCCCUCUUUGCGGCCGUCCUGGGCCACCCUGAUGGUAAGCUGCGGCGACAUGGUUCGGUUAAGAAGAGCUUGGACAGUGUCGCUAGGAUGAUACUGGAGGAUAAGGAGAAGAUGGGGGAUGUGUAUCUGGAGCUGAACAGUGGCGAGUUCCGACGGCAGAAUGCCGCGCUGGAUUUGCUUGCUGCAAUUGUCAGGCGUGGAGGGGGUUUGGCGUCGGAGGUAGCUGAGAGAUUUGAUUUCAAGAUGGCUAUUUUGUCGCAGCUCGCUGGGACGAUGAAGAAGAAAGGGAGCAGGGAUGGAGGGAAUCGGCGGAAGGGUGCUGAAUUUGGGUCCACAAGGCGGUCAUUUAUUGGGUUUGCCAUGUCGUUUUUGGAGGUUGGGAAUCCAAGGCUGCUAAGAUGGAUCCUUCAACAGAAGGAGGUAUAUUCAGGAGUUCUUCGUGGGAUUGGAAAUGAUGAUGCUGAGACCGUCAUGUACGUCCUCUCAACUCUGCGAGACAAUGUCCUGGUAGAUGAGUCACUUGUCCCACCAGGGCUCAGGAGUGUCCUCUUUGGAAGUGUCACAUUGGAGCAGCUGAGCUUGAUCUCAGGGAAUCUUGAUGCAGGGGAAGCAGCUGACAUUGCUCAUGAGGUAUUGGUCAUGGUGUGCACUGAUCCGAAAAAUGGAUUGAUGCCAGGAUCAAACUUGAGAGGUAAUGAGAAACGCUUGCUAGAUCUCAUGAAAAAGUUGAAAGCUACUGAGGUUGCUCACCACAAAAAAUUGUUGCUGGCCAUUGUGAGUAAUAGGCUGUCUCUUUGUUCGGCGUACAUGAAUGAGUUUCCUUACAAUAUUGAACCACGGUCGUCUCCUUCAUGGUUUUCAGCCAUCUCCCUUGCAGCUGAUGUCAUAGCUUCAGCAAAAUGUGAUAGCAUUGUUCAAACUCUUUCAUCCAAUUCACAUGGUCUGGUAUCUGUAGAUGAUGAAGAAGUUCAGCAUGGUUCUCUGAGGCUUGUUUUUGAAUCAGUUAACCUGCUUUGUUAUAUUAUCGAAGCCAUCAAUUGCAUGGUAUCAGAAGGGAGACUGAAGUCAGAAUUCAUUGGCUCAGAGAAAGUAACCAUGAAAAUAGAUGAUUUCCCAGUAUUAAGCUGUUCUGAUGGUACAGAUGCAUCCUUAGUUGAUGAGGUUCACCAGGGAGAUGAAAUUCAGGUCAAGAGGUGGACAUCUCUAAGAGAAUACAUCCAAGAUGAAGUUCAUGGAGCUAUGCCUGAUCCUCAAGAUAAGGACGCAUCUGAAGAACAAGACCUGGACUUAAAAAAUGACCGCACAACCUCCUUGUGUGAGAUAUGGAGCUUAGAUAAACAAGAUCCGAAGCUGAAAGAUGCAAAUGUUGUAGAACAUGUCUUCCACUCGAAGUUGCUGGAUGUUCUCAGGCUUUAUUUGGGGGUGAUGCCCAGCUCUUUUGAUGGAUCAUAUGACUUCUUUAAGAUUAUACCACCUAACCCAUUGGAUCUGUCCAUGGAUGAGCAGCAAUCCCUGUUAUCUCUUUUACUUGAGUAUUCAGGCCAAUCUAGAGGAUAUUUGGACCCAGAAAGAGCUCCAGAAUCAAUGUACAAGUAUCUGCAACCCAUGGUUUAUAUCAUGUUGCAUUCACAGAUUAAGAACAUCCGUGAUCAAGCAUAUAUUUUAGUUAAAGCUGCUAUGGCAAGUUCUGGUGCAUUUGAUCAUAACUUCACAGAGAUUGAUGCAUGGUUGGUUUUCUUGCCUGGUUAUGAGUCCAAAUGGUGUGUAAGAGAGAACCUAAGAGUUGGAGCACCUAAUAAAUUAUCACACAUUGUGAUCCCUUUUCUGUGUGAUGCUAUUUCGGUAGUUGGUAACAACCUAUAUAAAUACCAAGAGCACACACGCAAGCUUAUCUCUAAAUCAGGCCAGUUGGAAGGCUGUUCUCCAGCUUUCAGCCCUCUGAUUAUUUGUGUUCUUCAGAAAUGCCUUAGGCUACUCGGCAUAGAGUCUGGAAGUACAAAGUUACACGAGAAGUCCACAAUUUCAUUGUAUGUGUGCAACACGAUCCACCUUAUUCUUCAGUCUCAGGUGGACGUGCAUUUAUUGCCCGAUCUUAUACGUACUGUUCUAAAUGAAAGAUUUGAUAAAUUUUCAUCCCAAGAACUGAACUCUAGGAUUUAUCUUGCUGAGUGGAGGCCAUUAACAAAUAUGCUGCAUUUCUUGAGGAGAAUUUCUGACCAACAAAAUUAUAGCCUGUUCAACAUGCCGGAACAUUCUCCUGAGUUUGAUGGUAACUCGUUGUGCUCUGUAUCUAGACAGGUUGAAGAAAUGUUGAAUCAAGAGCAAACUAAUUCGCUGGAUGAUGUAGCAACUGCAUUCUUAUUUUCAAUCAUAUGUGCACCUCCAAAAGAUGUUAUCAGUGCCUUUCCAGAUCUUCUUGAUGUUGUGAAAACACGUUUUCCAUCUCAUGUUGCUUUCUUGUCCUCGGUUCUUUUUCUGCAACAUGAUUAUCUGGCUAAAGUUGCUAGUUGUUGGCCAGAUAUAUUCUUCAGCAGCAUCAGACUGUUCAAGGAUGAUAUCAGUGUUGACCAUGUAAACACAGUUGAGGAUUUAAUGGCAGAACCUCUCUGUUUCAACAGAAUCAGCUCCGCUAAGGAAGCACAUAAGGAUGCACUUCUAAGACUUCUUGAAGUUAAAUUGUCUGAUUGCACAUUCAGUGAGCUUACCUUGUAUCUGAGAGUCAUCUUGUUCUGGACUCAUCACCUACUGUCAUCAUAUACUAUUAAGGAUUCAAAUUCAAAUAAUCUUGAGCAACCAUGCCAUUUGUGCUUUGGUCUUCUUGAUAGAGUAUUCGAGCGUAUUCAAGUUUUGACUGCUGACCUUUCACAGUCAAAAUCUACAUACCCAUCCUAUCCAGUUCAAUGUAUCCAAGACAUUGUUGAUUCUGUUCUUCGGCAUCCUGUUAUUACCCUGUCUUUGUCAUGCUCUUUAUCCAAUUGCCAAAAUUUAGCAGAUGGGAGUUUGGAACAUCUGGAAGAAGCUUUGGCUAUUUUUGCGAAGGAAAAUCUGCACCUUAUAGAUCGUUUUGUUCUAAACCUUUUGGGUAAAUUGUAUGACCUUUUGCUAAUGUUUGGUAGCUAUGGAGGUAACUACUCUUCCGAUAAUGGCCCAUCCCAUGAGUCACUGUUUGCUGCUCCAAAUCUUCUGCUGGAGAACAUAAUAUUGCUGUUCAAGGAGAAGUUUGAGCUCUGCAUGGACAAAGUAAACUUUGGAUUGCUUUUGCCAAAUUUCUACAUGGUUCGCACACUGUCAAAAUUCUUUUCUCCUGUCAAACUCCUGGACCUUGCAAAUUGGAUGUUCUCAAAAUUGGACGGUCGCAGCUCCAGUUCACCUGCUUUUGUUCCUGCUGUUUUGAUGUGCCUAUAUAUUACUGAUGUUGCCAUGGAAAUGCUGUGCUGUUAUCUACAAAAAACUGAUCAGAGAUCAGAAUCCCAUCUAUUUCGGGACUUGGAGAUUCAUAAUUCUGAUAUCAAUGCCAUUCAGCAAGCCUAUCACAUCAUUCUUCAUUUUGCUACCAAAUGGAAUAUUGAAUUUGCUGAUCAUUGCUUGCUGAAGAUGCUGUGUCGUAUUCAUCACACAGAAAGAUGUGCAGGAUGGAACACUGACUAUAUUGCAUUCCAUAUGAUAUUAUCUACAAUGGCCAUCAAUACUCCCAUUGACAUUCUUCAUCACUGCAUCUUUCGCACAUCUAAGGUUAAAGCAAAAGCAAUCCUGUUGCUUUUGGAAGCAAGUCCUAUGCAUCUGAACCUUUUUAGCCAGAUAUUCUUGGAAAUUUUAAAUAAAGACACUUCUCUUUUGCAUGUCAAGGAUUCUGAUUCUAACACUUUGGCUCAAGAAGAUGGUGCUAUACUUCUGUUGCCUGCUGCUUUAUCAUGCUUGAAGUUUCACAGCCAUGACAAUAGGCAGUGUGCUGAAUUCCUUGAACCAUUUCCAAUCUUUUAUUCUGAACUACUAUUAUGUGAUAAAGGGUUUUCAAGUUGGAAAAGCUUUGUUACCCGGAGCAUUUUUGAGGAAGAUUUUAUGGACUUUAUACCCACAUCAGUUGAAGAUAUAAUGGUUUAUUUCAGUAACACUCUCUUGGGGAAGUCAGUUACGAUGUUGCACUACUACUUUGCAUCGAAAGAAAUUUCAUGGAAACAACGCUUGGAAAUAGUUAGUUCAAUUAUUCCAGAGUCAUCUGAGCUAUUAGAUUCUGAUGAUGUUAAUGAUAUUAAUCCCACUUCGUGCAAUGGCAUUAUGAAGUUUACUAAUGAAUUGUUCGCGAAGGUAUCACUAAUUAGACUGUUAUUAUCUCCUAGAAAAUCAUUGUCCAAUGAAGUAGCUUCAGAGAGGGAGUCCAAGAGAGUGCACAAAGCAAAGCUAAAUUUCAUUAGCAUAUUGGUCAGAACUAUCGAUAGAAUACUCAUGAAUUUCCCAUCGAGUGACAAUAUCUUCUCACACUCUACCAAGGAAAGAAAGGUCAUCUGUUUUCUGGAAUAUGUAAUUCUCAAGAAUAUCAUUGAACUGUCUUCAGAGAUUCAAAGCUAUCUAAAUCAGCUGAAAUCAGUACCUUUCCUUGCCCAAUUCAUCAGAUCAUCCCUCUUGCAUAGAUUCAAUGAUCCUGUCACAAUAAAAGCAAUUCGAUGUAUUCUUGUUGUGCUAUCACAAGGAAAGUUCUCAGCUGAUGAAAUUAUUGAACUUAUACUGGGUCACUCCAAUUUUGUAUCGACAAUAACAUGCAAUGAAGUUUCUGAGUAUACAUCUGCUUGUAACACCACAGGGGGGAUGCUACAGCCAGCUCCAAGUAUUUUGAAAUUAGUUGAUUCUUCUUUCAUGGAAGAAAAUAAGACAGAAAUUUCUAUUGCAGAAAAGAGAAGAGUUGAAACCAUCAGAUUACUAAGGGUACUGUAUGAUAUUAAGAGCAGACAACAGAAUAAUAGCCAAUUGAGUGAGUCAAGAGAAUUAGUUUUCUUGCUUUUGUCUGUUUAUGGCGCAACCCUUAGUGACACAGAUUUGGAGAUACUUCACCUUAUGAAUGAGAUAGAGUCACCCGAGUGCCGAACCAUUACUGAAGUCGAUCAUCUGUGGGGAACUUCUGCUCUGAAAUUCAGAGAAGAACUGAAACUAGAUUUUUCAAAAUCAGAUCGCAUAACACAGAGAAUGCUGAAAUUACUGAAAGGAGAAGAGGCGCUCUUUGGGAGAACAUACCUGUUGAUUCCAAGCUCUGUGCAAAGACAUCUUUGCUAUAUUGCUAUAAAAAGAUCUUCAAGGGCUUCUGUUUUCUCACUGGAACAGCUUCAACGGGAUAGCUUUGCUGAUAGUUUCAAGGUAACAUCUCAAAGAAUGGAUGUUGUUCAGAUUUACGAUCCUAUUUUUAUAUUGCGAUUCUCAAUUCAUACUCUUCACAUGGGUUACAUUGAGCCUGCUGAAUUUGCCCGACUAGGGCUUCUUGCAAUCACACUUGUUAGUAUAGCAUCUCCUGAUCAUGAAUUAAGGAUGUUGGGCUAUGAGUGCCUAGGAACAUUCAAAAAAUCCCUUGAGUAUGCUCAGAGAAGCAAGGAAACAUGGCAGCUUCAGCUCCUUCUGACAUACCUUCAGAAUGGGAUAUCCGAACAGUGGCAGAAGAUACCUUCCAUUAUUGCUGUUUUUGCUGCAGAAGCAUCUUUGACGCUACUGGAUGGCUCACACGCUCAAUUUACUGUCAUUAGAAAUUUUUUAAUGCAUUCCACUUCUGUCAGUCUGCAGAGCAUUCCGUUAUUUCCAACCUUAUUGCAGAGCAGUUCUGUGCAUUUUAAAGCUGAACGUUUGUGGAUGCUUCGGUUAUUAUCUGCUGGAUCAAAUCUAGCUGAUGAUGCUAAAAUAUACAAGAGAGGAAGAGUCUUAGAGCUUGUUCUUGCCUUCUGUUCUUCACCUGUUUCAGAUUUUGAAUCGAAGGUUUUAGUCCUUAAGGUGCUGAAGAAAUGUGUCAAGCUGCCAGUUCUAGCUCAUCAUCUAGUAAAAGAGUCUGGCAUUCUGUUGUGGUUAUUGUCUGUUAUUUCAGUCCGUAGUGAAGGGUCUGAUGGUUCUGAAAGCUCCUGGUCUAGAGUAACUGAGUUAGCAUUGGAGGUAGUCAAUGGUUUGAUAUCAUCAAGAUUAAUCACAGAUUGGCUCCAAGAAACUGCCCUUGAGCAGCUCUCGGCAAUAUCAUCAUACCUUUCUGUCCUCCUAAUUAACAAUGCCAAAUUAUUGAAAGGAAAUGCUUGCUUGUUGACUUCAGUGCUAAGUGUGAUUACAUCAACAAUGAGGUUGUCUAUGAAAAGGAAGAUAUACCAACCGCAUUUUACCUUGUCCCUCCAUGGUGUAUUUAAUCUGUGCCAAGCUAUUGGUGGUAGCUCAAGAAGUACAGACCAUAAGCUUGCAAUGGAACUUUGUAUCGAUGCAAUUCUGAUGAAUGGUCCUAUACCAAUUUUAUCUGAAAUGGAUAAGUCAAGAAUAUCAAUGGUUGUUUCUUGGGCAACUUCAAGCAUCUUCUGGCUGUACUCCAACCAAAGAUCUCUGUUGGAAAUAUCCUGCAAAGAGCCACCAAGAAAUGAUUCUCUACAAGAUUUUGCGAUUUUGUUAGCUGCUUCUGUAAUACUUGGAAAGAUAUCUAGCAUCUCUCAUGGAAAGAGUGUAGAUCUUGCACGGAGCACCAGAAGUCUUGAAACUCUUAGGUCUUUCUUGGACGAUGCAUGUGAAAGGGUUGAAACGGCAACGAGUUGCAGUGCAAAUGAUACUCUAGCUGUCAUUAUACUGUACCUUCAAGACCAUGUGGCAAAGAACAGUGAUUCCUUGCCAUCAGUUGUUACAGCCCUUUGCUUGUUGCUUCUUGACAGAUCCAGUAAGCAAGUGAACAAACACCUGGCCAACAACCGUGGGAAAAUGGAAAUGCUUUGCUCAAAGAUACACUGCCCGACUGAAUCUAAUCCUGCAUGGAGAUGGCAUUACUAUCAACCCUGGAAGGAUUCUGCUUUGCAGCGCACCGAGAUGGAGCGCCUGGAAGAAGAGCAGGCCUGCCGAAGCCUCCUGGUCCUAUUUUCCAAUGCCUUCAGUUCCUGCCUGUCAGAGUUCCCGGUGUUGUCCCUAGAUGAUGUUGAGAAGUCUGGCCUUUUCCAGUGGGAAAGAGACUCCAUGAUUAAACAGUCUUCCACUUAG
Messenger RNA from Miscanthus lutarioriparius, 7512 nucleotides. Lineage: Eukaryota; Viridiplantae; Streptophyta; Magnoliopsida; Poales; Poaceae. The record is from the annotation of a GenBank genome assembly.